AUGGAGCCGUGCCUAGUGUGCUAUAUAGAGCACCCCCAGACAGAUUUUAUUUCUUUAUCUUGUGGAUGCCGCUUCUGCAAAGAUGUGGUACGCGGGUGGGUGACAUCUCAGCUCAUGAAAUAUUUCGUUGAAGACUUUUUUAUUUUGUGCCCAAAAGGUGAGCGUGGGCAUUAUAUAAAUGAAAACGACAUCAAGUCUUGUCUUACAGACGAAGAGUAUGCUAAUUACCAAUUUAUUUUGCUUAAAAGAAGCUUAUACUGCUUUUAGUUGAUUUUCUAACAGAAUUUAUUCAUUUAUUUAUAUUAAAAUUAAAAUUAUUUUUCCAAAAUACAAUAAAAGCAAGCAUAAUUCAUGAUGAAGAAUACAAAAUCUGCUCAUCAAAAGAAUGCAACGCAAUUGGCUGGAUCGAUAACUCUAUUUCUUGCACAAAGCCUUUAAUCUGCAAUGUUUGCAAGAACGAAUGAAUCGAUCCUUUUCUACGUCCCUGGCAAUAUCGCUACUACGAAAUUUUCAAAGCUGUCUAUUCAGGGGAGGUCGAGCUAUGAAGCUGCCUAUGAAAAGAACUCUGGACAAAAUUAUGCCCGAUGUGUGGCUUUCCUAUAGAAAAAUCAGGCGGAUGCCCUCAUAUGAUAUGCCAACACUGCACCCAUGAAUUCUGCUGGAACUGUUUGACUGAAUAUGACAGUCACAAUUAUGGAAAAUGCGAAUACAGAUUUGCCUAUAGAGGGAUUUACUAUGCGUGAAUUUUUAUUUUUUUUAUUUUGAAAAUUUUUUAUUCAUCUGAAGUGUAUGGGGAUAUUUUCAGCUAUUUGGUAGACCAGAUGAAAAUUUUUUUUAUUGCAGCUAUAAUAGCUGUAUCAUGUGUAGGGACUUUUACAAUGGCGUGAUAUUUUUAUAGGUCUAAGCAUAAGACCAAAUAUUUAGCUGUGGUUUUGCUACCAUUGGCUAUAUUGUCGGAUUAUAUGGUUUUUUCUUAUCUUUCACAAUUGGAUGAGAUUGAACAAGUGAUGAAGUUAAUUACGAAAUUGUUAACGAGCGCAAUUUCUGUUUAUGGGGGAUGGAAAUUGCUGUAUUAA
Messenger RNA from Blepharisma stoltei, 1076 nucleotides. Lineage: Eukaryota; Ciliophora; Heterotrichea; Heterotrichida; Blepharismidae. The record is from the annotation of a GenBank genome assembly.